Molecule: messenger RNA, 957 nt
Organism: Loxodonta africana (African savanna elephant)
Lineage: Eukaryota; Metazoa; Chordata; Mammalia; Proboscidea; Elephantidae
Product: olfactory receptor 5D18-like
Exons: 1
Coding region: 4-957 (317 amino acids)
Biological process (GO): G protein-coupled receptor signaling pathway; sensory perception of smell
Cellular component (GO): membrane
Molecular function (GO): odorant binding; olfactory receptor activity; G protein-coupled receptor activity
Source: RefSeq, a predicted model, not a curated record
GCCAUGUUACUGUUGGAGAGAAAUAAAAGUGGGGCCACUUUCACCCUUUUAGGUUUCUCAGAUUACCCAGAACUGCAGGUUCCUCUUUUCUUGGUAUUUCUGGCCAUCUACAGUGUCACUGUUGUAGGGAAUCUUGGAAUGAUUAUAAUCAUUAAAAUUAAUCCCAUACUGCACACCCCCACGUGCUUUUUCCUCAGCCACCUCUCUUUUGUGGAUUUCUGCUAUUCUUCCAUCAUUGCUCCCAAAAUACUGGGGAACUUAGCUGUAGAAGACAGAACAAUUUCAUUUUUAGGACGUGUAGUGCAAUUCUUUUUCUUUUGUGCCUUUGUGGUGACUGAAAUCUUUUUAUUAGCUGUAAUGGCCUAUGACCGUUUUGUGGCUAUUUGCAACCCUCUGCUCUACACAGUUGCCAUGUCUCAGGGACUCUGUGCUAUGCUGGUGGUGGGAUCAUAUGCAUGGGGAGUAGGGUGUUCCUUGAUACUCACAUGCUCUGCUUUGAAAUUAUCUUUUCAUGGUUCCAACACAAUCAAUCACUUCUUCUGUGAGUUCUCCUCACUUCUGUCUCUUUCUUGCUCCAAUACUUCUCUCAGCCAGUUGCUCCUUUUCAUCAUUGUUACUUUUAAUGAGGUGAGUACAUUACUCAUCAUCCUCACUUCUUAUGUAUUUAUCGUUGUCACCAUCUUAAAAAUGCGUUCAGUCAGUGGUCGUCGUAAGGCAUUCUCUACCUGUGCCUCUCAUCUGUCUGCUAUCACCAUCUUCCAUGGCACCAUCCUCUUCUUCUACUGUGUGCCCAACUCCAAAAACUCCAGGCACACCAUCAAAGUAGCCUCUGUGUUUUACACAGUGGUGAUCCCCAUGCUGAAUCCCUUGAUCUACAGCCUGAGGAAUAAGGAUGUCAAGAAUACAGUCAGCAAGAUAAUGGACACUAAAAUCUUCUCUCAUUGCAUGUUUUUUUAG